CUGCAGAGUUGGUGGCGAUGCUGUCGGGCACCCAGGCAGUGCAAGCGGGAUGCGCGGACGCGGAGCUGCGGUGCCGUGUUGCUGUGGAGGAGUUGAGCCCGGGCGGGCAGCCGCGAAGGCGCCAGGCCCUACGCACCGCGGAGCUGAGACUGGGUCGUAACGAGCGCCGCGAGUUGAUGCUGAGGCUGCAGGCGUCCGGGCCCGCGGGGCGGCCGCGGUGCUUUCCCCUGCGCGCCGCGCGCCUCUUCACGCGCUUCGCCAAGUCCGGGCGCAGCACUCUGCGGCUUCCCGCCGACGGCGCUCCCCGGACCGGCGCGGUGCAGCUGCUGCUCUCCGACUGCCCCCCUGACCGCCUGCGCCGCUUCCUGCGCACUCUGCGCCUCAAGCUGGCCGCGGCCCCGGGUCCCGGGCCGGCCUCCGCCCGCACGCAGCUGCUUGGCCCGCGGCCCAGCGACUUCGUCACCAUCAGCCCGGUGCAGCCCGAGGAGCUGCGGCGCGCGGCGGCCACCUGGGUCACGGACUCCACGCCGGUGAAGCAGCCCACGGAGUCCCGGUCCGGGGCCAAGCCCAGCACCGAAGUCCCAAGGUGGCCCCUGCCUGUGAAGAAGCUGAGCUUGCCCCCCGCCAAACCAGAGCUUUCCAGGGAACAGGCUGCUGUGCUGAGGGUUGUCCUGAAAGGCCAGAGCAUUUUCUUCACUGGGAGUGCAGGGACGGGGAAGUCUUAUCUGCUGAAGCGUAUCCUGGGCUCACUGCCUCCCACAGGCACUGUGGCCACUGCCAGCACUGGGGUGGCAGCCUGCCACAUCGGGGGUACUACCCUCCAUGCCUUUGCAGGCAUUGGCUCGGGUCAGGCUCCCCUGGCCCAGUGUGUGGCCCUGGCCCAGCGGCCAGGUGUGCGGCAGGGCUGGCUGAACUGCCAGCGGCUAGUCAUUGAUGAGAUCUCCAUGGUGGAAGCGGACCUAUUUGAUAAGCUGGAGGCCGUGGCCAGAGCUGUCCGGCAGCAGAACAAGCCAUUUGGAGGGAUCCAGCUCAUCAUCUGUGGGGACUUCCUGCAGCUGCCGCCUGUAACCAAGGGAUCCCAGCCCCCGCAGUUCUGCUUCCAGGCCAAGAGCUGGAGGAGAUGUGUCCCAGUGACCCUGGAGCUGACGGAGGUGUGGAGGCAGACAGACAAGACCUUCAUCUCUCUGCUGCAAGCUGUGCGGCUGGGCAGGUGCUCAGAUGAGGUCACCCGCCAGCUCCGGGCCACGGCUGCCCACAGGGUGGGGCGAGAUGGGAUUGUGGCCACGAGGCUCUGCACCCACCAGGAUGAUGUGGCCCUUACCAACGAGAGGCAGCUGCAGAAACUACCAGGUGAGGUACACAGCUUUGAGGCCAUGGACAGUGACCCUGAGCAAGCCCGGACCCUGGAUGCCCAAUGUCCCGUUAGCCAGCUCCUUCAGCUAAAGCUGGGGGCUCAGGUGAUGCUGGUGAAGAACUUGGCAGUGUCUCGGGGCCUGGUAAAUGGUGCCCGAGGGGUAGUAGUUGGGUUCGAAGCCGAGGGGAGAGGGCUGCCCCAGGUGAGGUUCCUGUGUGGAGUCACCGAGGUCAUCCGUGCAGACCGCUGGAUGGUGCAGGCCACUGGGGGCCGGCUUCUCAGCCGGCAGCAGCUGCCCCUCCAGCUGGCCUGGGCCAUAUCCAUCCACAAGAGCCAGGGCAUGUCCCUGGAUUGCGUGGAGAUCUCUCUGGGCCGUGUGUUUGCCAGCGGCCAGGCCUAUGUGGCCCUUUCCCGGGCCCGCAGCCUGCAGGGCCUAUGUGUGUUGGACUUUGACCCCAUGAUGGUUCGCUGUGACCCCCGUGUGCUGAGCUUCUAUGCUACCCUGCGGCAGGACAGGGGCCUCAGCCUGGAGUCCCCAGAUGACGAUGAGGCAGCCUCAGACCAGGAGAACGUGGACCCGAACCUUUGAUCUGCAAAGAGAAGACAAAGGGUGGUCUCCCCCUCUUCCUGCUCCCUGGUGGGCCAGGCCCCAGUGGAUACCUGGGGGAGGGUAGUGAAUGUCCCUUUCUCCCUUCAUCAGGGGCUCUCAGUCUCCUGGCAGGGCUCAGGAGAGAGUGCUUCCCAUCCAUUUGCCAGCUGUGCCUCAGUUUUUCCCUUUGCCCGGGGUGAGCUGCUUCUGGCGUCAGGAGUUGGCAAUGGGCCUGCAGCGGUAGCUGGUGUUAUAGGACAGAGCUCUCUGCGAGGGGCUGGCCCCAGGGCCACACGGUUGUGAAUGCCACUCUCUUUAGGCUGCAGACAGGAGAGGUGGCAGGUCCUCCAGGAGCAGAAACAGGCUGUAGGGGUCCUGGCAGGGGACUCAGGUCCCAAGCAGAGAAGGGAACCUUGCUGGGGGAGGGGAUCUUCACAGCUAGACCCAGCCCAGCACAAGCCAGGGCAAACACCCUCCUGAGCCUAACCUGAGAACAUGCACUGCAAACUGUGUGUCUAUAUCUUACGCUGCUCUUUUGGUGAAGAAGUCAUGUGUAGGAGUAUUGAAAUGGAUGUUCUCAGACUGUAUUUAUUUUGGACAAAUAAACCUGUGAACUGUGUGAGGACUGUGAGUUGAGUCUUAUGGUCCCUUUAAGAACCCCUACCUGGGGCACUGGCUGACCCUUUCCGGGGUGCUACCCCUACCCC
Delphinapterus leucas (beluga whale) is the source of this 2650-nucleotide messenger RNA. RefSeq names its product PIF1 5'-to-3' DNA helicase (gene PIF1). The record is from RefSeq and is a predicted model, not a curated record. Gene Ontology annotation, molecular function: DNA helicase activity. NCBI's taxonomy places the organism in Eukaryota, Metazoa, Chordata, Mammalia, Artiodactyla, Monodontidae. Gene Ontology annotation, biological process: DNA repair; telomere maintenance.